AUGGACACCCCUGGCUAUCCUUCACUGGUGCCCACGCCCUCGGAACCCUGGAACACCUCUUCGGCUUGGCCCCUGGAUGCCAUCCUCGGAAACGCGUCCUCAGCGCGGAGUGCAGCAGGGCUGGCUGUCAGCGGCAUUCUGAUCCCACUGGUCUACCUGGUGGUGUGCGUGGUGGGCCUGCUGGGCAACUCACUGGUCAUCUACGUGGUCCUGCGACAGACGGCCAGCCCGUCGGUCACCAACAUCUACAUCCUCAACCUGGCGCUGGCUGACGAGCUUUUCAUGCUGGGGCUGCCCUUCCUGGCCGCCCAGAACGCCCUGUCCUACUGGCCCUUCGGGUCCCUCAUGUGCCGCCUGGUCAUGGCUGUGGACGGCAUCAACCAGUUCACCAGCAUCUUCUGUCUCACUGUCAUGAGCGUGGACCGCUACUUGGCGGUAGCGCAUCCCACCCGCUCAGCCCGCUGGCGCACGGCGCCCGUGGCCCGCACAGUCAGCGCGGCCGUCUGGGUGGCCUCAGCCGUGGUAGUGCUGCCCGUGGUGGUCUUCUCGGGCGUGCCCCGUGGCAUGAGCACCUGCCACAUGCAGUGGCCCGAGCCGGCGGCGGCCUGGCGGGCUGGCUUCAUCAUCUACACGGCCGCACUGGGCUUCUUUGGGCCGCUGCUGGUCAUUUGCCUCUGCUACCUGCUCAUCGUGGUCAAGGUGCGCUCAGCUGGGCGGCGGGUGUGGGCACCCUCGUGCCAGCGGCGGCGGCAUUCUGAGCGCAGGGUCACGCGCAUGGUGGUGGCCGUGGUGGCCCUCUUUGUCCUCUGCUGGAUGCCCUUUUAUGUGCUCAACAUCAUCAACGUGGUGUGCCCGCUGCCCGAGGAACCCGCCUUCUUCGGCCUCUACUUCCUGGUGGUGGCACUGCCCUACGCCAACAGCUGUGCCAACCCCAUCCUUUACGGCUUCCUCUCCUAUCGCUUCAAGCAGGGCUUCCGCAGGGUCCUGCUGCGGCCCUCCCGCCGUGUGCGCAACCAGGAGCCUCCCCUGGGGCCUCCAGAGAAGACAGAGGAAGAGGAGGAUGAGGAAGAGGAUGGAGGUGGGGAGGAUGGGCAGGAGGGAGCAGGGAAGCAUGAGGAGCUGAAGGAGAUGAAUGGCCGGGUCAACCGGAUCACACAGCCGGGUCCCAGCGGACAGGAGCAGCCUCCCAGCGGCCCCACCAGAAAGGAGCGUCAGUUCCUACCCCAAGAACCCUCAGCUGCGGAGAAGUCAGGCACCCUGCACAUCAGCUAUCUGUAA
Messenger RNA from Balaenoptera ricei (Rice's whale), 1278 nucleotides. It is a transcript of the gene SSTR3, whose product is annotated as somatostatin receptor 3. NCBI's taxonomy places the organism in Eukaryota, Metazoa, Chordata, Mammalia, Artiodactyla, Balaenopteridae. The transcript has a single exon. Gene Ontology annotation, cellular component: membrane; neuron projection. The record is from RefSeq and is a predicted model, not a curated record. Gene Ontology annotation, molecular function: somatostatin receptor activity; neuropeptide binding. Bases 1 to 1278 code for a protein of 425 amino acids. Gene Ontology annotation, biological process: neuropeptide signaling pathway.